Messenger RNA from Loxodonta africana (African savanna elephant), 3294 nucleotides. It is a transcript of the gene SPNS2, whose product is annotated as SPNS lysolipid transporter 2, sphingosine-1-phosphate. Gene Ontology annotation, cellular component: membrane. Gene Ontology annotation, biological process: lipid transport; transmembrane transport; sphingosine-1-phosphate receptor signaling pathway. Gene Ontology annotation, molecular function: sphingolipid intramembrane carrier activity; transmembrane transporter activity. The record is from RefSeq and is a predicted model, not a curated record. NCBI's taxonomy places the organism in Eukaryota, Metazoa, Chordata, Mammalia, Proboscidea, Elephantidae. The coding region runs from base 16 to 1665 and encodes 549 amino acids. The transcript is spliced from 13 exons.
CCGACCCCGGCCGGCAUGAUGUGCCUGGAAUGCGCCUCGGCGGCGGCGGGCGGCGCGGAGGAGGAGGAGGCGGACGCGGAGCGGCGGCGCCGGCGCCGGGGGGCGCAGCGAGGGGCUGGCGGUGGCGGCUGCUGCGGGGCGCGGGGCGCGGGCGGCGCUGGAGUCGCGACCGCAGACGAUGAGGUGCAGACGCUGUCGGGCAGCGUGAGGCGGACCCCGCCCGGACCCUCUGGAACUCCCGGCACCCCCGGCUGCGCAGCUGCUGCCAAGGGCCCCGGCGCGCAGCCGCCCAAACCGGCCAGUUUGGGCCGCGGGCGGGGGGCAGCCGCAGCCAUCCUCAGCUUGGGCAACGUGCUCAACUACCUGGACAGGUACACCGUGGCAGGGGUCCUUUUGGACAUUCAGCAGCACUUCCGGGUCAAGGACCGAGAUGCCGGCCUGCUGCAGUCAGUGUUCAUCUGCAGCUUUAUGGUGGCCGCCCCCAUCUUCGGCUACCUGGGCGACCGCUUCAACAGGAAGGUGAUCCUCAGCUGCGGCAUCUUCUUCUGGUCAGCAGUCACCUUCUCCAGCUCCUUCAUCCCUCAGGAGUAUUUCUGGCUGCUGGUCCUGUCCCGCGGGCUGGUGGGCAUCGGCGAGGCCAGCUACUCCACCAUCGCGCCCACCAUCAUUGGUGACCUCUUUACCAAGAACACACGCACGCUCAUGCUGUCCGUCUUCUACUUUGCCAUCCCGCUGGGCAGUGGCCUGGGCUACAUCACUGGCUCUAGCGUGAAGCAGGCAGCUGGAGACUGGCACUGGGCCUUGCGGGUGUCCCCCGUACUGGGCAUGAUCACAGGAACGCUCAUCCUUGUCCUGGUCCCGGCCACUAGGAGAGGACAUGCAGACCAGCUUGGGGGGCAGCUCAAAGCACGCACCUCAUGGCUCCGGGACAUGAAGGCCUUGAUCCGAAACCGCAGCUACGUCUUCUCCUCCCUGGCCACGUCGGCUGUGUCCUUCGCCACAGGGGCCCUGGGCAUGUGGAUCCCACUCUACCUGUACCGCGCCCAAGUCGUGCAGAAGACGGCGGAGACAUGCAGCACCCCACCCUGUGGGGCCAAGGACAGCCUCAUCUUUGGGGCCAUCACGUGCUUCACGGGCUUCCUGGGUGUGGUCACAGGUGCAGGAGCCACGCGCUGGUGUCGCCUGCGGACCCAGCGGGCUGACCCACUGGUGUGUGCGGUAGGGAUGCUGGGCUCUGCCAUCUUCAUCUGCCUGAUUUUCGUGGCCGCCAAGAGCAGCAUCGUGGGGGCCUAUAUCUGUAUCUUUGUGGGGGAGACCCUGCUGUUUUCUAACUGGGCCAUCACGGCGGACAUCCUCAUGUAUGUGGUCAUCCCCACCCGCCGGGCCACCGCUGUGGCCCUGCAGAGCUUCACCUCCCACCUGCUGGGAGACGCUGGAAGCCCCUACCUCAUUGGCUUUAUCUCGGACCUGAUUCGUCAGAGCACCAAGGACUCCCCGCUCUGGGAGUUCCUGAGCCUGGGCUACGCCCUCAUGCUCUGCCCCUUCGUCGUGGUCCUGGGUGGCAUGUUCUUCCUCGCCACUGCUCUCUUCUUCCUCAGUGACCAAGCCAAGGCUGAGCAGCAGGUGAACCAACUGAUGAUGCCGUCCGCUUCCGUGAAAGUCUGAGGUGGUGCUGCUGGGACAACGAAGAACCCACGGUCCUACCUAGUCUGGAAGGUGUCCUCCAGUACCCUGGCCCAUCUGGGUUGUCCCAGAGCUUUCUGGGUGACCCAAGGCUGGGCACCCACCCUCUCUGGUCUGGGACUGCGGAGUGGCCCUGGAUCCGAGAAGAGGCCAUGUCCUCAGUCAGCCUGGAAGGUUCCAUCGGCUGGAGGCAUGCAGUUGGACAGAUGCCCAGCCCUGGAUUGGAGCUCCAGGGUCCCUGGGGCCAAGGGAGACAACCCCUCCAAGUGGUGGGUGUAGCGGGACAGCCUGGCCUGUCGCCGGCUUAUGUGAUCUUGGGCAAGUCCCUGCCCUGCCUGGACCAUGGGGCCAGAGGGCUGGACUUUCCCACGCAGCGUGAUGGGCAAGGCGCCAUCUGCAGCUUUGAAGACCCAACAGCCUCUGGACCAUACAAAGAAGAGGUGGCCCGGGCCUCAGGAAGGCAGUUCAGGCUCUGAGGAUCCCAAAGGGCCUGGAGUGCAGGGCCACUGCUUUGGGAUGUCGGACUCAGCCUGGCGAGCAGAGCCGGGUACCCAGACCAGCCAGCUCACUCUAGAGGACAGUGGUCGUCACAGCCUGGGGCUGGCUCUCAGCCUGGCGGUCUCCCAGGUAGGGCCCAUGCCAGGUCAGAGCUGGCAUCACCAGGGGUGAAGACCCUGGUAACAUCUAUACGAUGCUGCCGCACCUGGGCUCAAGAUGGCAGUCAGGCUAAUCUCUGGGGGCUACCCCCCCACCUCUGCAGGGCUCCCUAGAGCACCGCUGCUGUCCAUGUCUCCCCACCCCCCAGGAGCCAGGAACCCACACCCCCUCCCUGGGGCGGGCUGGGCUUUUCCAGGGGCAGCACCCAGGGGACCAUUCCCAGAAUUCAUGGGGCAGCAGCCAGGGCUCUGGCAGCCAGAGGAAGCAGCCGUCCACCAAGCUUCCUGCUCUAGGGAAAGAGCUUGGUGGAGGUGGAGGUCCUCCCGGAUGGGCCAACACCCCAGAACCACCCCAGGCACACCUCCACCCAAACAUGGGCUGCUGAUGCUUCCACACACUCCACUACGCCCCCUAGCAGCCAGGCCUUCAUCGGCCUCUGAUCACCCACACACUCAUUUGCACACACCCCACCCUCAUAGCUAGUGUGCUGUGGCUCCUUGGUGGAGCCCAUCCUCCUGCUCUGUAAUUCCUGUACACUUGCUGGAACCUAAGGGGUUUCUGUUCUGGGGCAUCCCUCGUUGCCAGUAGGAGACCCCAAGGGCCGGCUUGGACAAUGCUUUUCCACCCCUUAGUUACCUACCAGCUAGCCCUGGCUUCAGUGGUGUGUAAGCUAGUGGAAUACCCACUUCCCACCAAGCCCUGGGGCACCCUGGGGGACCUGGCAAGGGGGUGGGGCAGGGGGUGGUAUCCCCCAAGCCCAGCCUGGCCUCCACCCCCUAUCCGGACCUCCGCUGGGGCCCCAGGAAUGUUUUCUUGUUGUACAAGAACCAGGUCCAAGUGUUGCCUCCUCUUCCUUCCGGAAGCCAAACUGCUCCUUUAUUUUUUAGAGCUGCUGAUUGUGAAUCUCAGCAUCUAAGAGAAGCCAAAUAUAUUCCUCUUGUAAAUGAAGAAAUA